GUAGUCUGGACCGCCUGCAUGGCAGCUCCGUGACCAGAAACAAAGGCUUAUCUAUGAGAGCCUGUUUUCUGGCGCGAUGAACUUCAAUAUGCGAAGACUCACUGGGCUCAGAAAUGGAGAAUAAGAAGAUAAAGGCUUCGCAAGCAUUUCUAUCUGCUGGAUAAUCAAAUUUCUUACCUCGUCGAUCGGGUGUACCUGUCUGUCGGGCGGGUCACCGGAAUUACCCGCGCCGCGCCCGGGAUGGAGCUCGACGACAAAACCACCAAACAAUUGUUCUCGCCAGCCCCUGCCCACCUCGCCGCAGCUCCGAGCCGCAACACACCAACCGCCCAUGGCCUCCAAAUCCGCACUGCUGCCGCGCGGCGGGCCACCGCGCCUGCUCGCCCGCGCCGGCAGACGGCGGUACCAAGCUCCAACAUGUCCCUUUUGCUCACUCGCCCCCCAAUCGACGCCCGCCAGGCAUGCCCAGACCAGCAGAGCUCCCGCGAGACCUCGCCGCGACGUCGCCUCAGCAGCACGGCCCAGACGAUGGCAGUCGACUGCGACGCCCGUGACCUCGGCCACGCCGCCGCCGCCGCCGAAUCCCCGCCUCGAACUCGAAAACGCCCUCCUUGAGCUCCAGCGCCGGGCUCCCAACCUCGUCAACCUCUCCCGCCUGCAAUUGGCACUGCAGGGCCUGCGACAGCCCGCCGGCCAGGAAGUCGUCCGUGUCGCUAUCCUCGGGCUGGCCAACGGUGGCUCGACAGAGGGCGGCGCCGGUGCCGUCCAUACAGCCCGCAGGGUUCUUCGCAUGUUGCUAGUCGACCCGCUCUCCGACGAGCAGCCGUGGGAGCAGCAGUUGGCGGAUCACGACCCGAGCAAGCCUCUCAUCGUGCGCGUCGCGCCGGGCCAGCGUCGUGAUGUGCGCGUCGACAUCUCAACGGAUACGGCUCUGCAUGAGCUGCAUGUCUCGUCGCCCGACUUGAAUGGACUCAACCUGGAGCUGCUCCUCAUGGAGGUCACCGCCCCGUACGGCGCACCUGGCGAGGUCACGGUCCAGUCCCUCGAGGACGCCAUCCUCGUCCCCACCGUCGACAUACCUUCUGCGGAAGACCGCCUCUCGCCAGUCACCACUCCCGUACACCAGGCGCUUCUCGUCGCCGACGGCUUCAUGGGUGCCGUCAACGUCUCCGCCCUGCCCGUCUCCGAGGCAGGUGGCUCCAUCAAGGCCGCCGUCCAAGUCGAAGGCGUCGCCAAGGAGCAGCUCGAUACAGACUUUGAUGUCAUCGACGUCUCUCAAGCAGAACAGGGCAUUCGGCUUUUCCGCCAAAGUCCUAAACACGCCAUGGACUACGAGCGCCUCUGGUUCACGAGCAACAUCCCUGCUCUCGCGUCGUGGCUCAGAGCUGGUGCCCAGUCCACCGAGGAGGCCACCAAGCCCGCCGUACGGCAGCUCAUCGCCUCGCUGCUUCAAAAUACAAUCUCCUCCAUCCACGCCGCCGACGCGCAGAAGCUGUCGCGCGCCCUCGCCGCAGACGGAGCUUCUCCCGCUCUCGUCGGCCUACACGGCCGUCUCGCCGACUGGGCGCAGCGUGCCCACGCCGAGCUUCAGGACGAGCUAGAUCUCGCCUUCACCGGUCGCCGCUGGAGGAAGCUCGGCUGGUGGAAGCUCUUCUGGCGCGUCGACGACGUCGCCAUGCUGACAAACGAGAUGCUCAGCCAGCGCUUCAUGCCCACGGCCGAACAGGAGCUCGUGUACCUCACCGGCCGCAUCGCCGAGCUCCUCGCCGGCGACUCCCCGCGGUACCCGCAGCCCGUCUCCGCGCGUGACGCAACAGACAGCGGCGCCGUCGCGUCCGAGCAGCGCCGCCUCGGCUCCGGGGAGCGGGCGCCCGCCCUCGCGGCGACGUCGUCCUCGGCGCUACCCAAGUGGCCCGGCCACAUCGCCUUCACGCGCCGCUACCUGCAGAACGAGACGGUCCCCGCACUGCAGUCGCUGGCGCAGCGCCUCGUCGUGCAGGCGCUCGGCACGUCGGGCGUGGCCACGUCCCUCGCCGCCCUCCUGUACGCCUCGUCGCUAGCGUCCACGCUCUACGAGGCCGGCGCCGUGGCCGCCCUGGGCGUCGUGUACAGCCUGAGCCACAUGCAGAAGAGGUGGGAGACGGCGCGGGGCUUCUGGGAGGGCGAGGUGCGUGAGGAGGGACGCAAGGCGGUCAGGGGCGCCGAGGAGAGCGUAGCCGCGGUGCUCGACAACGGGGCGGCGGUCAAGGCCUCGGAGCAGGAGGCGCAGGAGCUGCAGAGCGUGAGGGAGCUGGUGGCCAAGGCCGAGGACGCGCUAUCGCGGAUACAAUAG
This is a messenger RNA of Purpureocillium takamizusanense, 2332 nucleotides long. RefSeq lists its product as uncharacterized. The record is from RefSeq and is a predicted model, not a curated record. The transcript has a single exon. NCBI's taxonomy places the organism in Eukaryota, Fungi, Ascomycota, Sordariomycetes, Hypocreales, Ophiocordycipitaceae. Bases 332 to 2332 code for a protein of 666 amino acids.